AUGCUAGCGCAAGCAUCAUCUUCAGCAUAUUCGUUCCAGGAGUCAGCUCUUGCCGCAGCCGCUGCUGCUGCCGCCGCCCAGCAACAACAGCAGCAAGCUCAACAAGCUGCCGUGGCAGCUGCUGCCGCUCAACAAGCAGCUGCUGCUGCCGCCGCUCAACAACUCACAGCGGCCAACAGUGCGGCGAUUUUCUCGCCCCAUUUCACAGCCGGAUCGUAUGCCACCGGUCCGAUGCAGGUCGGAUCGUAUGACAGCUCUGCCGUAACCGCUGCUCGUUCUUGUGCUCUGCCGUCACCCACCAUUUAUCCGCCAACCCCCCCACCCUCGGCGCCCUGGAUUCAUCCUUGGUAUAGCGGCGAUACCUUUUAG
Molecule: messenger RNA, 369 nt
Organism: Armigeres subalbatus
Lineage: Eukaryota; Metazoa; Arthropoda; Insecta; Diptera; Culicidae
Product: ice-structuring protein 4-like
Exons: 1
Coding region: 1-369 (122 amino acids)
Source: RefSeq, a predicted model, not a curated record